Messenger RNA from Durusdinium trenchii, 3510 nucleotides. NCBI's taxonomy places the organism in Eukaryota, Dinophyceae, Suessiales, Symbiodiniaceae. The record is from the annotation of a GenBank genome assembly.
UUGGGGCAGAUCAGCAGGGUUUGGGGCUUUUUCGAUGCGCUGUGUGGCAACAGGUCUAAGGUGGAUGGAAGGUUGGGGCAUCCUGGUCAUUACAGGUCGCCCUACAAAUCCAACUUUCGAGUCACUUCUGCUGGUUUGGGUGAUCGAACCAUGGGUUUGGAUGGUUUUGGUACGUGUGCAGUAUGAAGUGUGAGUGCUUGGGUAACCUGUGGUGAUGGAGAAAUCCACUGUCCAGAAUCCCAGGCCAAGACCUGCAGUAGCUUGAACUGGUUAGGCCAGGAAAAGUGGUUUGUUGGCAAACCGGGGUGAUGUUCACUGGGACUGGAUGCCAGAAUUGGGGAAUUGGCUUCACAAGAUGGUCUUCACAUGUUUCUAACACGGUAUUCGUAUCAUUCGGUUCGGUCACCUAAACUGUUAAGAGUGUGGGGGGGUUACAUGACAAGACUGCCGCUUGCGAACCGCUGCCGCCCACUGAAUCGGACCGAAUGCUGAGGCAAAAUGGCUCGCUUGGACAUGACCAUUGCAAUGGUCAUUCAUCAGCCGCGGUAUCCCCUCUUCAGCUUGUUUGAUGAUGUUUUACUGCUGGGGCCUGGAGGUCGUACUGUCUACCUGGGGCCAUCGCAGGGGGCAAAAGGUUACUUCACCUCCCUAGGAUUCGAGAUGCCCGACUCGGAGAACCCAGCAGAUUGGCUCAUGGAUGUCUUGUCUGGAGUGGUGCCCAAUGACCAGCUUUCAGACUUCCGCCCGGCUAUGCUCUUUGACAUUUGGAAGUCCAAGAAGGACUCCAUCAACAGGGAUCAAGUCCGAAGAAGCCUCACGGCUUUGGAAGAUUCGGGCGUGUUGGUGAAUGCCAUUGAGGAAGAGUGGGCCAAGAUCGACAAAGACUCCUCGGGCAGUAUGGAUGCCAAAGAGUUGUCGCUCCUCUUGCAGACCUGCGGCGAGAAACAGCCGCACCCAGAGGCCGUGUCCGAGAUGCUUCGGCAGAUCUCGGGAGGCAAAGACUUCGCCACCAAGCAGGACAUGGUGACCUUUGUCCAUCGCCUCCGUACCUCCGACCCAACCAGCGCCGGUGGCGGCGGCGGCACGGGCAUGGCGGCGCCGGCGGCGGUGGAGGAAACGCAGCGGCUCCUGACGCGGCAGCCAGGGGAGGCACCUACAGAGGGCAGACCCUUGCCACGCUUCACUUUGCCCCGGCCGGGCUUUUGCCAACAAUGUGGCAUCGUUCUGCAGCGGCGCUUUGCAAUGUUCAUGCGGGAAACCUGGCGUCGCAUGGUGGACCUGGGCUUGGUCUUCCUUUGCUCCUCGGGCAUCGGCGUGAUGCACCGAGGCGGCAACGGCGCCAACUCUUUGGACCUGCCAGGCAACCUGCACAUGUUCUUCAUCGGCCUGGCCCUGCUUUCAGCGGUGUCCUCCCUCAAAGUCUUCGGGGAGAACCGGCCCAUGUUCUGGCGUGAGAGUGCCAACGGCAUCAGCGUAGGCGCUUUCUUCACAGCACGUGCCUUAGGAAACGUCUUUGACGUGCUCUUGCUUGGUAGCACCUAUGUCUUGAUCUACUUUAUCUUGACCAGGCCUCCAGUGCCCUACAUGGACUACUUCAUUCCUGGCCUUUUAGUGGCUUUUGCAGCUGCGAGCUGGGGAUAUUUGAUCUCUGCAGUGAUUCAGCCACACAAUGCCACGACGGCCACGGUGAUGUUCGUCCUGGUGGGUUGCGGAAUCCUGGGCAACCCCUAUCGGACGACUGAUUUGAUGGAUGGAGGGGCCAAAGAGAUUCUGCUCUCUCUGUCCUUGAAUCGCUGGGCCUUGCCUAUGUGCUUGUCCGCCACCAUUGAGUCCGCCCAAAGCGAGUCGUUGUGUAUCGAUGUGAAUGUCCUCUUGGCGCACCAGGUUUACCACAAUGAGAUGUCACACGGGAAGUACACUUUGUGGAACCAGGGGGUCUUGGCUUUGUCCUGCACCACCCUGGUGGUCACGCUCCUGGCCUUCCUAGGGCUGAAAUUCACCAACCGCAGCAAGCAGGAUCCACCCGCUUGUAGCCAGCUGCCGCACAUGGGACGGUUCCCUGGUGAGACGCCAGAGGAGAGCCAAAGGGCGUGGCCCAUGAACUACACCCCCACGCAGCUUCAGUGCUGGCCGCAAAACGCCAACCAGCAGCCGGCCUUUUGCAAGCUCUACUCGCCGGUGCUGCUGCAGAAUUUCACCGAUGCGGGGCGAUGUGCUGACCUGCAGCGGGUGACACUGCCCGAGGAAGAGUCCUGUGGGCAAAACUGCGCAGGCAACCUCUUGUGUUCUGCAUGGCAAGAACGACCCGGCUCCGGGGAGGCCGCUGGCGUCUCCGACUGCUAUCAAGGCGUUGGGGGCGACUGCUUUGGGCCCGAGGGGCCUGAGAAGCUCCUGGAUGCGGGGCGCUUUCAACAUGGCGCCUACCGAGUGUUGGCCAGCUUGCAGCAAGUGCAACUCAUGGGUCUCAGCCUGGCUUUUCGCUCCAGUGACCUGAAGAAGGCGCCCCGGCGCUGCAAGCUGCUGUGCCUGUCGUUGUUGCCCUGCCAGGCUUGGCAAUACUCUGAUGGCUUUGGGUGCUACGUGGAGAACCCCUAUUUGGGUCCCUUGCCUUACCCUCCGGUUGUCCAACGAAGCACAGCCUUUGCCCAGAAGGCCCAGGGCGAGUAUUUGCAGCGCCUUUGCCCCAAUUCGGUGAGCCGUGUGCGAGGGGACGCCAAGGAUGAAGAGGUGCAGCAGCAAGAGGCCUUGGUCGUAUCCUACGCAGCGAAGGCGACUUUGCCCAAAAAGGUCGAGGCCGAUAGUGUGGACGUGCCGAAAGCUCCCCCUAUCGCGCAAGCAGCGGUGAGCACAACUGAACUGAUGGAGCCUCCCUUGUCUCCGUCAACUGAUGCCAUUCUACCCCCACUAGCUCCUGCUGGAGCACCGUUACCGACAGUAGCUCCCACGCCAGCCCUACCAGCUGCAAUCCCCACUGCAGCCUUGCCGACUGCAGCACCUGCCGCAGCCCUACCAGCUACAGUCCCCACCGCGGCCUUGCCGACUGCAGCACCUGCCGCAGCCUUGCCGACUGCAGUACCUGCCGCAGUUUUGCCAACCGUAGCACCUGCAGCCUUGCCGACUGCUGCUCCCACUGCAAUUUGGCCUGCAACCCUCCCUCCCUCCCAACCCCUUCCAGCCACACCAGCUUUGCCAACAGCUGGGACCUCCAAGGCUGGGCUGCCGGGGGUUCCUCCCACACCCACUCUUCCAACCAUCCCACCUCCUGAACUACCACGUGUCAGCACCGGCGCCGAGUUCCGCAAGUCCGACAUCACAGCGGCUGGCCAUGUCGAGCGCAGUCCAGUGAGCCCGUUGCCCAAGGUGAAGAAGUCCUUCUCGGACUGGUUGGCCAUUUCCUUAGGUGUAGUGGGCUUAGUCCUGGUGUGCGCGGCAGCGCAUUUGCUGCGCGUGCACAAGCUGCGCAAGAGAAGGAAGGGUGGUUCGGAUGAGGCCACCGGCCUGCUCAUGUGA